AUGGCGCUGGGCGACCCGCCGGCGGACUACGCCUCCAUCGCGGCGGUGGGGCUGUUCGUGGCGCUCAUGUGCGUCUGCAUCAUUGUCGGCCACCUCCUCGAGGAGAACCGCUGGAUGAACGAGUCCAUCACCGCGCUCUUCAUCGGGCUGGGAACUGGAGCGGUGAUCCUGUUGGCGUCCAGCGGGAAGCACUCGCGCGUGCUCCAGUUCAGCGAGGACCUCUUCUUUAUUUACCUGCUGCCGCCCAUCAUAUUUAAUGCAGGUUGGCACCUUGAUCUCUUUACUGUGAUAUCCCUUGGCGCUCUAGGACUAGUAUCAAGGCUUAAUAUUGGCGCACUUGAGCUUGGAGACUAUCUCGCACUUGGGGCAAUAUUCUCGGCCACAGACUCGGUUUGCACCUUGCAGGUGUUAAGCCAAGAUGAGACACCCUUCUUGUACAGCCUCGUGUUUGGUGAAGGUGUUGUCAAUGAUGCAACUUCUGUUGUGUUGUUCAAUGCAAUCCAGAACUUUGAUCUUGAAAUAUCAGUGUCUGGACUUCUUAGUGCUUAUAUCAUUAAGAAGUUGUACUUUGGCAGCAAAUUGCUUGAUUUGAGUGGCAUUCUCACAGUGUUCUUCUCAUGGCAUCGUAAUGUCACACUAUACCUGGCACAAUGUAACAGAAAGUUCCAGGGUCACAACCAACCCAAUAAAGUUCUAUUGCUUUGA
This is a messenger RNA of Miscanthus lutarioriparius, 705 nucleotides long. Lineage: Eukaryota; Viridiplantae; Streptophyta; Magnoliopsida; Poales; Poaceae. The record is from the annotation of a GenBank genome assembly.